Molecule: messenger RNA, 3402 nt
Organism: Pleuronectes platessa (European plaice)
Lineage: Eukaryota; Metazoa; Chordata; Actinopteri; Pleuronectiformes; Pleuronectidae
Product: protein bicaudal D homolog 1-like
Exons: 12
Coding region: 1-3402 (1133 amino acids)
Biological process (GO): microtubule anchoring at microtubule organizing center; regulation of microtubule cytoskeleton organization; positive regulation of receptor-mediated endocytosis
Cellular component (GO): cytosol; Golgi apparatus
Molecular function (GO): cytoskeletal adaptor activity; dynactin binding; dynein intermediate chain binding
Source: RefSeq, a predicted model, not a curated record
AUGGCUGCCGGAGGAGCGGGAUGCGGCGACACGGUGGAGGAGUGCCGGGUCGAAGUGGAGCGCCUGACCCGGGAGCUGGCGGAGGCCAACCGCGAGAAGGUCCGGGCGGCGGAGUGCGGGCUGGUGGUGCUGGAGGAGAACCAGAGGCUGAAGCAGCAGUACGCCGACCUGGAGGCCGAGCAGGAGGCGCUGAGGCUGGAGCUGGAGCAGCUGCAGGAGGCCUUUGGCCAUGCCUACUCCACCCAGCGUAAGGUGGCCGAGGAUGGGGAGAACAACGAGGAGACGCUGCUGCAGGAGUCUGCCACCAAGGAGGCCUACUACGUGGGCCGCAUCCUGGAGCUGCAGUCCGAGCUGAAGCGCAGCCGGGAAGCUGCCUCCAACGCUCAGGCUGACAACGAGCAUCUGAGCACCCUGCUGCAGGAGCUCAGGGAGAGUAAUGAAAUGUUGGAGCUGCAGCGCAGCCGCAUGAGGGAGGAGAUCAGGGAGUACAAGCUCCGAGAUGCGCGGCUGCUCCAGGACUACACUGAGCUGGAGGAGGAGAACAUCUCUCUGCAGAAGCUGGUGUCAACCCUCAAACAGAACCAGGUGGAGUAUGAAGGCCUGAAGCACGAGAUCAAGGUCUUGGAGGAGGAGACUGAACUCCUCAACAGCCAGCUGCAGGACGCGCUGCGUUUGAAGGACAUCUCUGAUACGCAGCUGGAGGAGUCUCUGGAGUCCCUGAAGAGUGAGCGUGAGCAGAAGAACCACCUGCGCAGGGAGCUGGUGCACCACCUCAGCAUGUGUGACGUGGCCUUCACCGGCAGUGCCCACCUGACGUUCAUCUCGGCCCCGCCCAGUGGCACCGCCACCCCGACAACUCUGCUGUCCCCAAACGCAGAUGACAGAUGUAACGGCCACCUUCAGGGCGGGACCGCAGCAGGGACCGCGGCAGCGCUGGGGGCCAGGCCCAACGGAGAGUGCCGAGGGCCGGGUCGCAAAGCUGAGGGAGUGACCACGUCGGACCUCUACAGUGAGAUGAACCUGACAGAGAUCCAGAAGCUCAAGCAGCACAUAAUGGCCGUUGAACGUGAGAAGGUAGCACUGAUGACGAGUCUGGAGGAAUCCCAGACUCAGCUCCAACACACCCAGGGAGCCCUGACGGAGCAGUAUGAAAAGACCCUCCGUCUUAGCCAGAAGGUCACCGCCCUCCGCCGUCUCAGAGAUGACGAAGAGGCUGAAGGCGAAGGGGACACAGAGGACUUUAAGAGUGAGACACUGAACAAAAGUCAGCUAUUUUCAUACCAAACGCCGGGUCUGGAGAUCCUGCAGUGCAAGUAUCGUGUUGCUGUGACUGAGGUGGUGGAGCUAAAGGCAGAGCUGAAGUGCUUUAGAGAGAGACUGGCUCAGUGUGGGGAGGGAGGAGGAGAAAGGCCGAAUCGAAGCAGCCAGCACCAGAAGCUGGAGCGGCAGGUCGCUUCGUUGGAGAAGAGCUGCCGGGAGGGACGCGAGAAGAUUUCGAGUCUGGAGUCCGAGUUGCAGGCAGCUCAGUCAGGAGCCAGUGAGAGCCGGGGGGCACUGAACGCAGCUCAGGAUGAGCUGGUGAUGCUGAGUGAGGAGCUUGCACAGCUCUACCAUCACGUCUGUCUGUGCAACAACGAGACGCCCAACCGCGUCAUGCUGGACUACUACAGACAAGGCAGAGGACUGAGGGGCGUCGCUGCCAGUCUCAAAGCCAUGUCCUUGGACAACAGCAAGGUUCUCCUCACACCGCGCCUCGCAAGGCGGCUGGCUGCUGUUGCCGCUGCAACCUCGAAUCCCGGGGAGUCGAGGAGUCCCUCGGAGUCUCCAUCCAAAGAGCGCCUGUGUAGAGAGGCUGGAGGGGAGGAGAAGGUCCCAUCUGAGCAGAACCCGCAAGCCUGCACACCUCCUACCCGCUCACCCAGUAUCAGUGCCUCUUCAUCGUCAUCGUCAUCAUCAUCGCCUGCCCUGGAGCCGUCCAGUGAGCUGCGCAAGGAGCCAAUGAACAUCUACAACCUCAACGCCAUCAUCAGAGACCAGGUGAAGCACCUCCAGCAGGCCGUUGACCAGUCUCUGCAGCUGUCCAGACAGAGAGCUGCAGCCAGGGAACUGGCCCCUCUGAUGGACAAGGACAAGGAGAGCUGCAUGGAGGAGAUCCUGAAGCUCAAGUCUUUGCUGAGCACAAAGAGAGAGCAGAUAGCCACCCUCAGACUGGUGCUGAAGGCUAACAAGCAGACAGCAGAAGGGGCUCUUGCCAACCUUAAGGGUAAGUAUGAGGCAGAGAAGUCCAUGGUGACCUCCACCAUGAUGAAGCUGAGGAACGAGUUGAAGGCCCUGAAGGAGGAUGCUGCUACUUUCUCCUCUCUGCGAGCCCUGUUCGCAACCAGGUGUGACGAGUAUGUGAUCCAACUGGAUGAGAUGCAGAGACAGCUGGCUGCCGCCGAGGAUGAGAAGAAGACUCUGAACUCCCUCCUCCGGAUGGCCAUCCAGCAGAAACUGGCCCUCACCCAGCGCCUGGAGGAUUUAGCUUUCGAUCAAGAGCAGACCCACCGCACCCGUGGGGGAAGGCUGACCCGUGGGAGGACCAGCACCCCCAAAGUAAGUCCCCCAUCCUCGACUUCGGCCUCCAACCUAGCCCAAGGCUAUACUUCAUCCUUUGGCCCUGGCAGCCUCCUCGCUUCUGGCCUUAAUAGUUCUUCGUCAAUUGUUCCUGAUGAUUCCACUUUGUCUUUUUGUCAGUCCAUGAUCAGUGCAGCACUGGCUUCACCUCUUACCUCCCCUACCUCACACAUACCUCCUCGCAGUCCAUCAUCAGCAAUGAUCACCUCACUGGCUGGUCUUGUAGCGUCAGAGACCCCCCCAUUCCUUGAGGCCCCCUCUUCUACCUCGGCACGGACCCCACCCUCAACCCCUCUGAGGCUGGCUUCCUCCCAGUGGACCCUGGGGGUGCGAACAGUUGUGGUCGACUCCCAAAGUUUCAAUGUCAACAUCUCCCCUACUCUGCCCCGUGGCUUAGGCUCUACAGUCUCCAGGCACUACACCUCAGACACAUACACCUCUCCCCCGUCUACCACCACCACCAGGCCCACCCCGUUAGGAUCUGCCCCCUCAUCUCCAUAUCGUUCCCCUCUUGUUGGUCUCAGGCGCUCCACAUGGAGCCCCACUCCCCGAACUCGACCCCUCUCUAGCCUGACUCGCUCUUCUGCCCAAUACUCUCAUUCCUCGCCAUCCCCUUACUCCCCUUCUUCCUCCCACAGCUACUCCCCUUCCUAUUACAGCUCCUCCUCUGCUUUCAUGCCCUCUAGCCCCUAUCUCACCUCUAGCACCUCCACCUCCCACAGCCACACUAGCCACUACACACCCCUGUACCCCAGAUACAACAGUUCUUACCGGCCCCGGCAUUGA